This is a messenger RNA of Quercus robur (English oak), 1845 nucleotides long. Its product is annotated as putative pectinesterase/pectinesterase inhibitor 45. The transcript is spliced from 3 exons. NCBI's taxonomy places the organism in Eukaryota, Viridiplantae, Streptophyta, Magnoliopsida, Fagales, Fagaceae. Gene Ontology annotation, molecular function: pectinesterase inhibitor activity; pectinesterase activity. Gene Ontology annotation, biological process: cell wall modification. The record is from RefSeq and is a predicted model, not a curated record. The coding region runs from base 1 to 1776 and encodes 591 amino acids.
AUGGCAUUUCAGGAUUUUGAUCACAUAUCUGAACGCAGAAAAGCUGAGAAGCAACGUAAGCUGAAGAAGAAGAUUAUCAUUGGGGCAAUAUUUUUUCUUGUCAUUGCUCUUCUAGUUGCUGCCGCAGCAUUUGUGGUGGUUACUCAUAAAUCUUGGUUUGGUAUUGGUGGCUCCAAACCAUCUGAUCAACCUCAACAAUCACAAAAGCAGGUUUCGCGUACUGUUAAGAUCAUAAAGAUGAUGUGUAACUCCACAGAUUACAGGGACAGGUGUGAAAAUACCCUUAACAAGGCAGUGAAGGCCAAUCCUGAUUUGUCUCAACCAAAAGACCUUCUCAAGAGUGCUGUCUCCGCCGUGGGGGAUGAGGUUAUCAAGGCCAUGAAAACAUCCACAGCAUUCAAAUUUAACGACCCAAAAGAGAAAGCAGCAUUUGAAGAUUGUAAGACAUUGAUGCAGGAUGCCAAGGAAGAAUUAGAUGAUUCAGUUUCCAAAAUCAGCAAAAAUGACUUGGGAAAGUUGAUCUCUAGCACCCCUGAUUUGAACAAUUGGCUAAGUGCGGUUAUGUCUUACCAACAAACAUGCAUUGAUGGUUUUCCUGAAGGAAAAUUGAAGAGUGACAUGGAAAAGACUCUUAAGGCUGUCAAGGAACUCACCAGCAAUUCCCUUGCCAUUAUCUCAGAGGUGGCUUCGUUCCUGUCCACGUUUAAAACACUAGGAUUUAGCCGGCACCUUCAGGCGGAAAAUGAAUCUAAUUUCUUGGAAAAAGACGAACUUCCUACCUGGAUGCCCUAUGAGGACCGGAGGAUGUUGAAGGCAAAUAUUGAUAAACCAACACCCAAUGUGAUUGUGGCCAAAGAUGGUAGCGGAGACCAUAAAACAAUUUCUGAGGCACUGGCAGCCAUGCCAGAAAAACACAAAGGACGAUAUGUCAUCUACGUUAAGCAAGGAGAAUAUGAGGAGACAGUGACUGUGACAAAGAAAAUGGUGAAUGUCACUAUGUAUGGUGAUGGAUCACAAAAGAGCAUCAUCACCGGCAGCAAAAAUUUUGUAGAUGGAGUUAGGACUUUCCAAACUGCAACUUUUGCGGCUCUAGGAGAAGGCUUUAUAGCCAAAGCCUUGGGAUUCAGAAAUACUGCUGGUCCAGAAAAGCAUCAAGCAGUGGCUGCUAGAGUCCAAGCAGAUCGUGCAAUUUUCCUUAACUGCCGCUUUGAAGGGUACCAAGACACCUUGUAUGCACAAACCCAUCGGCAAUUCUACCGAAGCUGUGUUAUUGCUGGCACCGUCGACUUCAUCUUCGGUGAUGCAGCUGCUGUGCUCCAAAACUGCAUGAUUGUAGUGAGGAAACCGUUAGAUAACCAACAAAACAUCGUGACAGCACAAGGAAGGGUUGACAAGCGUGAAACCACAGGAAUAGUACUGCAGAACUGUCGCAUUGUGCCAGACAAGAAACUUAUACCUGCAAAGUCACAAAUCAGAAGUUACCUCGGAAGGCCAUGGAAGGAAUACUCAAGAACCAUUAUCAUGGAAUCAUCAAUUGAGGACAUUAUUCACCCUGAUGGAUGGUUACCAUGGGAAGGAGAGUUUGCACUCAAGACUCUGUCUUAUGCAGAGUAUAACAACAAAGGACCUGGUGCUAAGGUUAAUGCAAGGGUCAAAUGGCCUGGCCACAAGAUCAUUAGGAGGGAAGAGGCCACCAAGUAUACCGCAGGGCCUUUCUUACAAGGGAAUUGGAUCACUGCCGCAGGCGUUCCUGUUCAUUUUGGCUUAUUUAGUUAAGGCUAGCUUCCACCAAAACCAUCCUUGGGUGGUUGAUUUAUAUUUUUUUAACUUUGUAUGUGAAACCAA